Molecule: messenger RNA, 1549 nt
Organism: Oldenlandia corymbosa var. corymbosa
Lineage: Eukaryota; Viridiplantae; Streptophyta; Magnoliopsida; Gentianales; Rubiaceae
Source: the annotation of a GenBank genome assembly
CCAAAAAAAAUUCUUUUGCCAUACUGGGUUAGAAUUCUAGUUUGAUCAGAUUCAAUCUUCGUGCACAUAAGCCAGAAUGAAAAUCAAAGCCACCAAUCUGAUAGCCUUAAUAAACAAAAGGGAGUUUCAACCUCUUUUUCAGUUCCCAAAGCUAUAUACUUGCUAGCUAGCUAGCUUAGUAGUAGUACUAUACUACUCAACAACACAAUUCUCUUUUGUCAGUUUUUUUUUUUUUUCUAUAACAGAACUCUGGACCAUCUUUUUCUGAGAUUUAUCUUGCCUUUUAAGCACACCCUUUUCCAUACACACAUACAGUUUUAUUUCCUAAUUCUUUCACUUUCUUCUUCUUCCCCUUUCCUUUUUCAUCAUCAUCAAUUCAUCUCUCUUUUUCCCCUCCCUUUGUGUUAUUAUUGUGGGCACAAAUUCAAUUAUUUGGAGGGCAGCUUUGCACCAGUAGAGCAUGCCUGAAUGUCUAGAGAAAGGGAGAGGAUUGAGGAGAUAGGGAAGAAGAUCAAGAGAGAAUCAGAUGCACAAUUCAACAACAUUCAUAAUCAAUUGAUAAUUAACAGAUCAGGAAAUGCUCUUGUAUCAUCAUCAUCUUCUUCAUCACUGUCAUUAUUAGGAGGAAGCCUCAACACAAUCACGCCUUGCGCAGCUUGUAAAUUACUGAGAAGACGCUGUGCACAAGAAUGUCCGUUUUCUCCCUACUUUUCACCGCACGAGCCUCAGAAAUUCGCGUCGGUUCACAAAGUGUUCGGGGCUAGUAACGUGUCGAAGAUGCUGAUGGAAGUGCCGGAAAGCCAAAGAUCCGAUGCGGCCAACAGUCUGGUUUACGAGGCUAAUGUGAGGCUCAGAGAUCCGGUCUACGGAUGCAUGGGAGCUAUCUCGGCUUUGCAACAACAGGUUCAGUCUUUGCAAGCAGAAUUACACGCAGUAAGAAGUGAAAUUCUAAGAUAUAAAUAUAGAGAAAACAGUAACAAUAAUAACAUAAAUAUUCAUCAUGUUGUUGACCCAUCUGAUCACGGUUUAGCCUUACUCUCUUCUGGAGUUGUUUCAAUAGCAUCAUUGCCACCGCCGCCGAUUCUGCCGCCGUCCGGCCGUUUACUGCUUGAUCUUCCUCAUCCUCAUGCAUCUUCUUCUUCUUCUUCAGCUUCCAUGUACUCAUCACCGCCACCGCCACCUCAGCCUCCGGCGUCUAGUAGUGCACCACCACCUGAUCAUCAUCAUGAUUUUAGCUCUAUCUCAAACGAUCAUGAUAUCCCUUUUUUUGGUUGAGCAAUAUUCCUUUUAUAUCUUAUACAUGCAUACACAAGUAAAUGACACUAUUAAUCCCUCCUCCAUCAUGUUAGUUUAUUUGUAAGUUUUAACAAUUGAUCCAUAUUGCACCGUUUCUUUAUAUUUACUGAUGAUACAAUAUUCUGACAUCAAUCAACUUGUAAGUUUGUUAUCUUAUCUUUCAGAUGUUAAGAAUUUCUGUAGUAUGAAUAUUUGUGUUUUUUUUUGGAUUAAUUAAUUAACAAACGGCCUUUCAUAUUUGUCUAUAUAUGGC